Messenger RNA from Anneissia japonica, 2399 nucleotides. RefSeq lists its product as uncharacterized. The record is from RefSeq and is a predicted model, not a curated record. Bases 127 to 1557 code for a protein of 476 amino acids. Gene Ontology annotation, molecular function: protein binding. Lineage: Eukaryota; Metazoa; Echinodermata; Crinoidea; Comatulida; Comatulidae. The transcript is spliced from 8 exons.
GACUUGUGGCCGAGUUGGAUCGAAUUCAGCCUACCUACCUUAGUGACUGUCUAUAGCAGCGAACUCACACUCACACAGAGCAACGGGCUAGAUAGGCGUGUAAAAAUAAAAGAAUUUAGUAGUGAAAUGGAGAGAGGGGGAAAUGAUUUUGCCAAUAUUUUUGGAAAUUUACCAGAAAUUGUAGAAAAUGUCAUUUGGCACCUUGAUGCUAGAAGUGUUUUGAGAGCAAAAGAGGUUUGCCGUCUAUGGAAAGAAACAAUUGAACACCUUGAAAGGUACAACAGGCUAUGGCGGCAUUUAUGUUUGCAAGACAUACACAGGGCCUCUCUAAUUGACAUCGUAGGCUUCAACCCCUUGUCGGAUGACUGUCAGGAGGAUUUACCUUGUGGCGAUGAUGGAGAAUUUGAAGAUUUGUGGAAAAACGUGUACAGGAGCUGGAGAGCAGGCCAAUUCUUGAAUCAUUGUAAAAAAUCAUCUUUUAAGUUGACUGGGUUUUCCAACGGACCAAGUAUUUUGCUAAUAGGAGCUUACGUGUAUAUGAUUGCACAUACUGUAUGUAAUACACGAUUAUCGGUAUGGAAUAUUGAUACAAGUGAACAAGUCCUGUAUUCCCAAGACCUAAGAUGCGAUGUAAACAGAACAUAUUCAUGCUCAAAGAUGUUUGCACACUUACAGAAUCCACUUUGCAAGUUUUCCCAGCAUCAAGAUUUGACGCAGCAUUCCCUCAUCAUAUUAGGGGUUGGUAAUAUCCAGUGGUGGAUAUUUAUAAAUGGGGAAUUCCAUCUGGCUAAUAUGUUACCAGACGAUGAUCACGGAAUAAUGGGAGUUUGGCACAACACAUUAGUGACUUAUUCAUACAAACGUAUUAUGAAAGUUUUUAUCCUUGAAAGAAGACAGAAUGAAUGUAAUUUCUGUGCAAGAAAUGUAUCUGAGGAGUUACCCAGUAAUCUGAAUGUUACUUCAAUGAACGUUUGGAACAACAAAUGCUUGUUUAGUGUGAAGUCGGAACCUUACUCAAUUGCCAUAUAUGGAUUGGAUAACUUCCAACAGCAGUUAAUAGUAACAGGACUUGCCAAUGUUUCUUAUUUUGGUACUCUACGACUAUUUGGAGAUUUUAUUUUAAACUCAAUUGGUGAAGUAAAUCACUUUUCAACCCAGAGAAAUAAACUUUAUGUCUUCAACACCAAAACAGGAGAACAGCUACAUGUAAAAGUUAACGGAGUUUCUCACUCAAGAUACAAGUUACAUGGAGACUUGCUAAUUGUAAGCCAAAACUUGCUUGAUAAGGUCAGUCUGUGUCGGAUCAACAAAACCAGAUGUAAAGACCCUGUUUGGUGCGAGUAUGAUUCUCAGCAGAGCAGUAUUGAAGAUGAAGAAGAUAUAGGAGACAACAUCCGUGAUGAUGAUGGGUACAGAAUGGUUAUUCCCGAGGUUUUUGAAACGAAAAAAAUGAUUCACAGAUUAAAGACUUUUAUUAUAAGUUAUGGGGAAAGUAUAGUAAUUCUAAAGGGAAUAACUCCAUCUCAUGAAUGUUUUCUGGACCAGUAUGUCUACUAAUAUUCAGCAUCAUCACACACAUCAAAAGCUCCCUAACAUCAAGCACAGUUAGUUUACCAUAGUUGUUAACAGUAUCUUCUUGACAUUGCUACUAAUAUCACUAUGGUGCUUGUUUUAUUAUUAUUUCUUUGCUAUAAAUAUUUUAAAUAUAAACCUUUUUUUUAAGUCUUACUACUUGUAGCUUGACUGCAUUAGUUAAAUAAAGGCAACCGUUACAAAACAUUAUAAUAAAUUUAUGAGUGACAAAACCACAAAAAGAAAAAAAAAAUACAUCCGUCUGAGUUUUCAUUCAUUAUUACGGCUGAAUUUGUACUAUCGUGAACUGGCUUUUGGCAACCUCUUGAAUCGAUGUUCAUUUUGUAGAGUCUAGUUGGGUACUCACUGCACCCAACCAAUGCUCGUCAGCCAACACGAUUCUAUGGAAAACGCGAUGUUGCAUGCGUGCUCAAUGCUUUUAAUAACGAUCCGUUUUUAAUUUAAAAUCGGCAGACGAUGUUGCGUCUGGCGCUCACAGGAAGCGGCGCUUGAUUUUUUCAUCAUUCGUUUGCACAACCCAGUGAAUGCCCAGCUUAACAUUCACUUAUAAACAAAACACUGGAUACGGCUGGUAUCUGAUGGUAAUAGGUUUGUGCCUGAUAAUUUUAAAUUAAAGAAGCUGUUACUUAUGUUGUAUUGUAGAUAGAUGCACGUUUUCUUUUGCCUUUUCACGUUGUCUACCGCUUGCCUUUACCCAUUGUAAAUUGUUCAUAAUGUGGAUCAUAUCACACGGGGAAAAGGUGCAAGUUUUCAAAUAAUUGUUACAUUGUAUAAAUAAAUUCUAAUUUUCUUGUACACUAUAGGAA